GGACACGGCCUCGUCUUGAAAUCCAGGGAAAUCUAAAUAUUGGAUAGGUGUAAGACUCAAACACAUAGUGGGGUUAUUUAUAAGGGGCAGAUCCCUCAUGGGGGUAACAAAAGGUAAUUAGGGAUUCUUCCACUUUUCAUCAUAACUGACUUGCCUUUCCAACGGGAUCUAUUCAAAUUAACUACCCAUUAUUAUUUGGUAAGGUAACUACAUUUCAAAGUUUGACAUCGCAAUUUGGAUAUUACAUCUUCAAGGAAUAUCCUGGUGAGUUAUGGAUGUAUUAUUUUUCUCGGGGACUACCUUUUGGAUACUUUCCAAACUAUUUUUUCAAAGUACCGGAUGUUACUUGUUUUUUCACACGGUCUCGCUCAAAACUGGAAGUAAAUACCUAUAAUGACGGAUGUACUUUUCCUUGAAGAAUCUCUUCAGGCAUCAUACCUUUACUUCAAGGAUUACCCACUCAGGGCAUCACUUUUUAUGCUCUUUGCAACAGCUGAUAGUUGGACUACUUUUCUACUUUUUUGUCUGUGGAUUCCUCUGUCUGGAUUAAAUUUUGCACAAGAGGAUGGAAGAAAUGACAUUUUUUUAAUACAGAUGAAUAAAAAAACAAUGGAGGAAAUUUAUGUUCAAGACUAUCUUCAUUUAUCUUAGGAUAAAAUUAACCGUGUAUUGUAAAAACGAAUUGUCCCCAAAAAUGGAAGCUUUACCAAGAAGAAUUUUCAGGAACACUGAGGAACCAUGCAACUAUCAAUGACUGUGGAGCUAUUUAUGUUUUGGAUUGAUGGCUGUGAAGACACUGAAACACUUCAAAGUUUGGAUGUACCCCCUGGAUGUAUGCGGUACUGAUUUGCAAUUAAGGAUGUACGGAUUUAAACCCUAGCAUGGAUAGGUGUAGCUGCUGUUCAUUUGGAUUACUCAAGUGUGGAUGUAGCUGUGUAAGGCCUCCAUGAAGAGAAGAGCACUUCAUGUUCCAGAGCUGAAGAUAACUUUUCAGAUUAACUUGAUAUGUUGAGGGAAAAAAAUGUAGCCUUUAAGUACAUCUGAUGAAGAUCCAUAGGUUGUGGAUUUAGCUCAGCAGCCUUGAGGAUUUAAUUUGCCUGCAAGUCAUCAAGCUUUUUCCAUGCUCAACUAUCAACCAGUGGAAUAAACUUUUGAACCUUUUUUGAAUUCUUAUAUUAUUCCAGAUUUUUUGGAAAGUACUUCUCCCUAAUAUACAACACAUGACCAGUCCAGUUGGAUAUAUUUUUCCUCCAGGAUCCAACACACUGUAGUCUGUCGGGAUUGUACUCAAAUGACCCUGAAGCUGAUCACCUUUUUUUUUAAUCCAUUUUUAUUUGUAAAGGUCUUAUGUUCCUUUUUAGCCAUGUGUCCUAAAAUCCAUUAAAAGGUCCAUCUCUGAUUAUUUUGUUUUUUCCUUUUUCCAUCCAGUGAAGGGAAUUACGUAGCAUAACUGUGGAUUAUACAUCAACAAUCUUCUGACCUGGUGCUCCACAGUAUUUGAAGAAAAUGUGCAGUGCGAUUCAAGACAACCGUUUUUGCCUAAUUAAAUCAAUUGAUUUUUUCCCCCUUGGUUUUUUUAUUCGGGCUCUCUCAUUCUGACCAACUAGAUUUUAUUUGGAUUAGUUUGGGUUACUUCUUUUUCCAAAAGCAGCUCAGAGAGCCGUGACCGUGCAUAUGAACACAGCCCAUAUGGACAUCAUGACCGUGGUGGCACUUUUGACAGGCAGCGUCAUUACAAUGCUGAUUAUUACCGGGAUCGUUCUAUGUUUGCUGCUGCUGGCCCAGGAAGUAGUGCUAUUGCCGGAAGCUUUGAGCCAUCAGAUCCACAUUUUGACUCUAGAAUUAGAGACCCCUUUACGCUUACUAACUCUACAAGACGUGACCUAUACAGAGAUGACCGAGGUCGACGUGUUGAUAGGACCUACCAUCAUCGACGGAGCCGAUCAUCUCAUUCGUCCCAGUCAAGGCAUCCAUCCCCACAGCGGACCACAGGACAGACCUCUAAAACUCCUCAUUCCCCUAAAAGAGCUCCUUUGUCCCCUGGGAGAGGCCAGCGAUCUCGAUCCCGCAGCAGGUCUUCAAGCUCAGACUCUGUCAGCAGUACCAGCAGCACAGGCAGCGGCAGUGAUUCAAACAGCAGUUCAAGCGAUGGUUCUCGGGCACGUUCUGUACAAUCUUCAGCUACGCACGCACCUCCUCCGUCUUCCAUGGUGCUCGACUCCGAUGAGCCACGCAGAAGCUUUGGAAUUAAAGUGCAAAACCUACCAGUGCGCUCCACGGACACAAGUUUAAAAGAUGGCCUUUUCCAUGAAUUCAAGAAACAUGGUAAAGUGACUUCAGUGCAGAUCCAUGGAGCAUCAGAAGACCGCUAUGGUUUGGUGUUUUUUAGACAGCAGGAGGAUCAGGAGAAAGCCCUGAAUGUUUCCAAAGGAAAGCAUUUCUUUGGCAUGCCUAUUGAAGUCACUGCUUGGAAUGGUCCUGAAACAGAGAGUGAAAAUGAGUUCAGGCCUUUGGAUGGGCGCAUAGAUGAGUUUCAUCCCAAGGCCACAAGGACACUGUUCAUAGGCAACCUUGAGAAGACCACCAGUUAUCAACAGCUCCUAGACAUUUUUCAGCGAUUUGGAGAAAUCGUGGAUAUUGACAUCAAGAAAGUGAAUGGAGUUCCACAGUAUGCCUUUGUGCAGUAUUCCGAUAUUGCAAGUGUCUGCAAGGCCAUUAAGAAGAUGGAUGGAGAGUAUCUGGGUAGCAACAGACUAAAGCUUGGAUUUGGGAAGAGUAUGCCCACGACAUGUGUUUGGCUGGAUGGUUUGGCAACCAGUAUUACAGAACAAUAUCUCACAAGGCAUUUCUGCCGCUAUGGACAUGUUGUCAAGGUUGUGUUUGACAGAUUGAAAGGGAUGGCUUUAAUCUUGUACAACAACACAGACUUUGCUCAGGCAGCUGUAAGAGAGACCAAAGGUUGGAAAAUUGGAGGCAAUAAAAUAAAGGUGGAUUUUGCAAGUCAGGAGAGUCAGAUGGCAUUCUACAGAUCUAUGCAGGCAUCUGGUCAAGACAUCAGAGACUUCUAUGAAAUCCCUCCUGAAAGACGAGAGGAACGCAGACCUCCAUACCAUGAAUUUACAGCAGAAAGGGCAUACUAUGAGAAUAUCAGAACCCCUGGGCUCUAUCCAGAGGAAGCUCGAAGAGAAUAUGCAGCUCGCAGCAGAGAACGGUUUCCUGAACUUGAACACUAUCAGGGUGAUCACUUCGAUCCACGUUAUCAUGAAGAUCCAAGAGACUACAGGGACUACAGAGACCCCUUUGAGCAAGACAUCCGGAAAUAUACUUACAUUCAAAGGGAGAGAGAAAGAGAACGAGAACGAUUUGAGGCUGACCGCAGCAGGUGGAGCCCCUCCCAUCCAAGGCGACCUAUUACUCCAUCAGUAUCACCCUCACCAUCUGAUCGUGCUCCCAGAGACUCCGAACGACGGGUUUUCAGCCAGUCUUCUGAGCGAAGUGGUAGUGUGAGUUCAAUGUCACCACCACACUUUGACAAAUCGGAUAAAACCCUGCUGGAUCAUGCUUCAAAGAGUGAAAAAACUGAGAAGAGCAGCCAACCAGAACGUGUGGUGGGUGCUGAGAAAACAAAACGUGCCAAACGAAAAGAGAAGGGUGAAAAAGUAGAAAAAAAUAAAUCAAAAAAGGCAAAGGGGCAAUCCCCAUCAAACCUUUUACCUGAAACUGAGCCAGAGACCGGUUUUGAUGGAAGUUCUGGAAGAGGACGGCUAUCAGACCAGGAAGCUCAUGAGAGGCAGAAAUCUAAAGGGGAUAGUGACAGUGGAAAUUUACUGUCAGCUGUUCACCAUGAUUCUACUAAGAAUGACAGAUCUGAAACGAGUAAAGGUGAAAAUUUGGAAUUGGAUGGAAAAAAUCGACCAAAGAAACAUCUUAAGUCAGAUGUUGGAAGUGAUGGAAAAGAAUUGUCAGUGGAUUCAGAUCGGCUUGCUGCCAGAAAAAGAAGAUUUGCAGAUCCAAGUGGAAGGACUGUUCGUCAGAAAAGAAGCAGACAUGAGGAAGAGGAUGGUAUUCAGUCCUCUGAAUUUGGUGCUAGUGCUGCAUUUUUAAAGGAGCCCGAAACUGACAAACACAGAGAUUCCCAACGGAGAGAUUCAAGGCUCAAAGCUGAAAAAAGUGGCACACAGAAGGAUGGCCAGGAGGACCUUAGGGGACAACAAGAGAAAUCAGAGGGAUCUCUAGACCCUUUAGAGUUGAAACGUCAUCAAGGGCACACGUCAUCCAGAAGAUUUUCACAUGAAGGAGUAGUUGAACAAAGCAGUGUAAGAGAACAAGAGCAUCAUCUUGCUUUUAAAUUCGGUACUCAAAAUGCUGAAACUGACAAAAGUGCUGAGACAAAGGAACACUAUGUGGACAUUGAUCUCUCUCAGAGUUACCGCAAGCAGAUGGAGCAAAAUAGAAGGUUGCACCAGCAGCAACAGCAACGUGAGUCUGACAAAACUGACAAACCAGAAAGUCCUCAAGGAAGUGAAACAGAGGACUUGGAACAUCGCAGUCUUGUGCAUGAAGUUGGUAAACCACCUGAGGAUGUCACAGAUAAUUUCCCAUCUUACAAACUAAAGAAACUAGACCAAUUUGACACAGAAUCUGGGACAAAGAGGGAGCGUGUCUACCGGAGCUUUAGACAAAAAAGUGAAGAUCCUGACUGGAACAAUACUUCCUCUCCAGGACACCAACAUUUUCCUCACCAUGCUGAAGAAGACUUUGUGGAUCCUUCUCAAAAAGAGCUGAGUAGAAAUGAGGAAAAGCUACACACUGAUCUGGAGCUUUUGGUCAAAAGGACACAUAACACUCAGGUAAACAAACCAAACACUCCUUUACUUAAUUUGGAAGAAGAGCAACAAAAGAGAUGGGAGAGAAGAGUAAAACACGACUUGUUACCAGACCUGAGCUUCUCCAGAAGUCUAGGUAAAAAUAUUCAUAAUCGCAAGCGUUUGGAAUAUGGUAUUUGGCAUGACUUGGAGCCUGGGGAAGUACGGUCUGACACUGAGGAGGACAGAGAGAACAAAUCCCAGUCCCCUGUUCCCUCAACGUCUAUGCCUUUUUCUGAUAGGCAAAGGAUUGAAAGGUUUUCAGACCCAAAACUAGCACAUCUUGAAAGAAACAAAUUCUACUCCUUUGCACUUGACCAUACCAUCACACCUGAUACAAAGGCUCUGCUCGAACGAGCAAAAUCUUUGUCAUCUUCUAGAGAAGAUAAUUGGUCAUUUUUAGAUUAUGAUUCUCACUUUGCAAGUUUCCGCAACAGAAAAGAUGUAGAGAAAGUGGAAUCAACACCGAGACCUACACCCUCCUGGUACAUGAAAAAGAAAAAGAUUCGAAGUGGAUCUGAAGAUAAACUGGAUGAUAGGAAGGAGGAGCCCAAGCCAGAGGAACAGGAACGCAGAGAACUUUUUGCUUCCCGGUUCCUUCAUAGUGCCGUCUUUGAGCUUGAUUCUAGACGACUUCAACACUUGGAGCGCAAGCAUGAAGAACCUGAGCAAACACAAAACCAACAACCUGGUCAGCAAGGGGCAGUGGAUGGUGAACUUGACACAGGGCCAGUUGUCCUAUUUCAUAGCCGUUUUUUGGAACUCACACGAUUACAACAGAAAAAUAAAACUCCACAGCCGCAAGAGGCAAAAGGGGACACAAUAAUCACAGAUGAGAAAAUGGAUAAGGCAUCUGUUCCUGAGCAACAUGCUUUGCAGUCCACUGAAACAACAGAAGCUACCUUGGAGCCGGAAAUUAAACCCAUUAGUCCUGUUGAAGAGCUGAAUUCUGAGCCCCAGCUCACACCAACACCUGCCACACAAUUUGUGAUCAAGGAGCUCCCUUCAGCAGAUCAGAAAAGUGCUGUCUCAGAUCCACCCCCUGAAUCAAACCCCCCUUUGUCUUUUGUAAAGGAUGAGUUAAAGGAGGAAGUUAAAGAAAUUGAACCUGUUGUGUCGGUGCAGCAUCCAUCAACAGAGAUACCAUCUGAUUCCUCACCUGCACAAAUAGCAGCACCAGAACCCUGCUACUCAGAGGAAAGAUGUAAGCCAUCUCCCCCAGAAGAAAAACUGGAAAUUUCAACAGAGGACUCAACACCUAUUGGUACAGGAAAAUCUGGCUGGCAAGACUCUCAUGAUGAGUUUGUUAGCAGUUCAGAAACAGAGCAGAACCCUGAAACAACACAGUCAAAUGUGCCAGAACCCACUAGCCCUAAACCACCUAGUCUUGCAGAGGAAUUAGAUGUAUCAAAGAAAGAGAACCUCCCUACAUUUAAAGCAGUAGCAGAGCCUGAGGGAGGGAAGACAGUUGAAGUUGAUAAAGAACAAAUGCCAACUGAUAAUGACACAAACGAUGAGCCUAUUUUGCCACAAAAGGAGCUUAAAAGUAAAGAAGUUAAAACUAAAAAGUCCAAGCAGUCUCCUGCUCGAGUUUCACCUGUUCCUGUUGUUUCUACCCCCACUUCUGAGAAGCCUGCAACACGCAAGAGUGAGCGCAUUGACAAAGAGAAGCUAAAACGUGGAUCAUCGCCAAGAGCUGAAACAAAGUCCACAGGCAAAUCUCCUAUUCAUAGCACAGAACCUGAUAUAGCAGAGUCCAGCAUAUCAGUAGGCAGAGCAAGACGACGAAAUGUUAAAUCAGUCUAUGCCACCCCGGUCGAAGAUGAUCCACCAGUUCGUUCUGGCAAGGAUACAGCAGAGUUGCCUCGCUCUGCGCGAAAACGAGGUUCAGACAAAGAUGCCACACAGCAACAAAUAAUUGAACAGGAUCCACCUGCUCCUACCCCUGUAACGAAACGAGGCCGUCCUCCAAAAAAUCGCAGACCAGUUGACGAGAUUUCAACAGUUAAAGUAGAAAAAUCGAAAAUGGACAACAAAGACACUGAUUCAAAUGAGUCAGAAAGUGGUGAAAAAAUUCCAAAAGCGUUAAAAGGGAAAACAUCCCCACAUGGCACAAAGGGUCAGUUGAAUCAGAUGUCCACAGUUCUGAGCACUGGUUCAUCAAGGAAGGGGGAUAAAACUGAUCCGGUUGAGGAUGAUGAACAGGAAAUGGACUUGACAGAUGAAGACUCUUCAGCUUUGCAAGAUCCAUCAAAUUUAUCUAAAGAAGAUCCAUCAAUAAUAGUUGAACAAAAGAAAGAGGAAAAAGAUGGACAAGGCAGAGAGUUUUGCAGAGAUAAAGAUGUUCUCAAUGAAAAGGCUAGUGGGGCUAAAUCAAAUGGGAAAGAGGCAGAUACCAGAGUCUUGGAAGAGAAACCCAACCCAGAAAAAGACAAAAUUGUUAGAGGAAAGACCAAGCUAACAAGGACUCCAAAAUCUCCUGUCCUAAAAAACCUCAAAAUCAGACUGAAUGUCACAGAAGUGAAAGAUCUCCUUCAGUUGGGGGAAGAUGAGCCUGGGAGUCAAGAGGAUUCUUCCAAAAAGUUAAGGUCUGGUGACCAAGGUGAGAAUGUUUCAAAUUUCACAAAUGCUAAUGGAGGAGGUUCCAGCAGUGAAGAAAAGGGAAAUGUUACUUUGGAACAAACAGAGCCAAAGGACACAUCAAAAAGCUUGAUUUCACAGGAGCGGGAGUUGGAACAGGCUGUGCAGAACAUAGCUAAACUUACAGUUCCAGCAUUUCCUGCAGAACCACCAACACCUCCUGUUACACUUACAGAGGUAAAAGGUGACCAAGAGGAGGAAAAGCCUUCAAAUCCUGCUAGUGAGACAGAGCUAAUGGCUGCUAUUGAUUCGAUAACUGCAGAGGAGUCAACUGUAGCAGUUACCCAAGCUCCUCCACCAAGUGCAGAGAUGGGUUCAGAACCUGAGAUGCAAGACUUCGUUCAGCCUGCAAAGGAUGAUGAACCUGAAACUACACUCUCCAUACAGGAAGAGCCUGUACUCCAAACCCCAACCAAAAGGGGUAGCAAGGGAAGACCUAAAACACCUAAACGCCCUAAAGGCCAAAAGCAAGUAAAAAAGGAUUCAAAGGAAGGACUUCCAACAAAUGAGGAACUGUCAACUCCUUUAGAAAAUAGUGUGAAGGCUGUUUCUGAAACAACUCAAUCAGCAACUGCAGCUGUCAUUACUCCUAUCACCUGGAAUCCAGAGCCUGAGCCUUCACCUGUCAGGACUACGCAUGUACAUACAAAUUUAGAGCCACCCUGUGAAGAACAGAAUCAAAAUCUUAAACCUGUCAACCCCCGGUCAAAGAGUCCAAUAUGCCUGAAGCCCCCACAGGUCACACCAGAGUCUGUUGCCCCUUCUCUGUCUCCUCUUGCUAACAGACCAAGUAUCAGACCAACUCAAACAAGUAGAAUUCCUGUUUCACCUCCCGAUUGGCGGCACCAGUCUAAAGAAAUGGGACCCUCCUCCUCACCUGUCAUGCCAAUAGUAUCGAAGGAAAACCAACCUUUGCUGUCAGACUCAGAAAACAUGGAUGUUGUUCAUGGUACAAGUGACUUGAGACAAAUUCUUAUGAAACACAAAAAUAUUUCACUUACGAGCAGUGGUUCUAUUCCAAGUAGUCUGCCUACCCUGCAUGAUCAGAACCUCUCGGAAAGUAAUGCUCCAUCAGCUGCUGUACCAAAUAAACCACUAGUACCAGAUAAUAGAAUGCCAGUCCAUCCUACUCCACCAAUUGUUCGACCUCCAGCUUCACUACCAUCUCCUGAGACGAAAUCUGUGAUCUCUGUUAUAGCAUCUACUGCAACUUCUGUUAUCAGUCGUGUUUGCAAUCCAUCUGAGCCUGAAGAUAAAUUAAACAUGAACAUUGGAAAUCCCUGUGUGGAUAUUGCUGUACCUAAACAAACUUAUAGGUCAAGUAAAGAGGACACUGGAUUAUAUCAUGUUGGUGAAGAAGGGGGAAGUACUGGACGGUUCAUUGUGGAGAGCCCCAGCCUUGGCACAGGAUCUUGUCCAGGUCUAAGAGUAAAUACAUCUGAAGGAGUGGUAGUAUUGAGCCACUCAGGCCAGAAAACAGAAGGGCCACAGAGGAUUAGUGCAAAAAUAAGUCAGAUCCCACAAGCGACAGCAGGUGACAUGGAAUCUCAACAGCUGGUAUCAAUGCCCCAGAUAAAACAGGAGCUGUAUGGUCAUUCUCAUUCAGGACUUCAAAAAGGGCCUUCAUCACAGGCAGAUCACGGGCAUCUUGGAAAGACUCAAUCAACUUUAUCCUCCACGAAACAAGAAAGUGCUGUUGAAAAGAUGGAAUCUACUUUCCAGUCUGGACCUCAAGGAGUAGUUAAGCGUCUCACACAGGGAAACCAACAAGUAAUGAGUUAUCAUCAAGAGUACAUGCAAAUGAAACAUCCGAAGAAAAUGGACACUGCUGAUCAUCACAGUACCGAUGGCAAUAAACCUGCUUGGACUUCUGCCAUAAGUCCUGCUAUAAGUCCCCAUUUACCCUCGCCACCUGGUAACCAUGUAGGCUUUGUCGCAGCUGCCAGUGAAAGAGCUUCUUCACAUAUCAGUGGAGUCAAACAAGAACCACGAUCACCUCGCAAGUCAAACCACCCACACUCCCCAUUUACUAAAGUAUCCUCACCCAUUGGCUCCUCAUCACCAAAGGGCAUACCAGUGAUGUUGUCAACUGGUAUUCCUGCUAUGCAACAGUUCAUUACUGGUGUUCAUCAUCCAGAACAGUCUGUAAUUAUGCCACCUCACAGUGUGCCAGGAGGCCUGGGACGGAUGUCUCCUCACCGUGUUACACAAGCAAUUCCAGUGGGACAUCUUGUCCAAGGAGAUGUAAGGGUCAAUACUCCACCGCUUUCCGUGAUGAACUAUGGGAUGCAUGGUGAGGCUCUUGCCUCUCCCUGGUCUGGUUCUAUGCAGCAAAGGCCCACAUCACCUCAGGCUGUUGGCAGAGAAAAAGUCCUCAAAGUAAACCCUGGUUCUUUGAGGGGUCAUGAGGGAGAACAGGAUGAACCCAGACGCUUCCAUCAGGCUCCAGGGAGGCAACCUGGCGCACAGAUAAAACAAGAGACAUUGCAGUCUGAUCCACGUGGACCUCUGCGGGGUAAUGUCCAGUUAGAGACAUACAUGGCACAAAGGGAUAUGCGUGUGCUCUUGCAUCAACAGGGAGAGCGCCUGGCCACAGAUCCUCAUUCAGGACACAUUCAGGAGCCUCUUCCUCCCUCUUCAGCACCCUCCAGCCUACCUUUAUCAUUGUCUCCAAGAGCGCAUGUUUUGUCUAAAGGUGUAUCUGAAAAGGAUAUAACAAAGCCACUGGAGGCAAAGCAGCCACACUCUCCUCUUGCUAAAGAUGGAUUGAUGGGAAUACGACAAUCUGGGCAAGCCAUUGCAUCUCCCCAGAGAGUUCAGUUAAUGACACCAGGACUUGGUGGUUCAUUCCCAGAGUACUCAUCUAUUUACACAAAUCCAAGAGGAAUCCAUUCCCAAAUACCUGAGACUUCCUCAGCUGGAAUGAACCAGCCACCAUUGAGCAUCACACCAACUUUGGGUGCAGACCUUCAGACCAAACCAGAUGGCAAGAUGACACAGCCUGUUAAUAUGGUGCAGUUGCUCACGAAAUACCCCAUUGUGUGGCAAGGCCUGCUGGCACUGAAGAAUGACACAGCUGCAGUCCAAUUGCAUUUUGUCUGUGGCAACAAAGCUUUGGCUCAUCGAUCACUGCCCUUGCAAGAAGGAGGCGCAUUGCUGAGGAUUGUCCAGAGAAUGAGACUAGAGGCUUCACAACUGGAGAGUGUAGCCCGAAGAAUGACUGGGGACAGUGAUUUCUGUCUUCUCCUUGCUCUGCCAUGUGGAAGAGAUCAAGAGGAUGUCCUUCACCAAACUCAAGCUCUUAAGGCAGCUUUUAUCAACUACUUGCAGACAAAGCUGGCUGCCGGUAUCAUCAAUAUACCCAACCCAGGUUCCAAUCAGCCUGCAUAUGUGCUCCAGAUUUUCCCACCAUGUGAAUUUUCAGAGAGCCACCUCUCCCAGCUCGCCCCUGACCUUUUGAACAGGAUUUCCAGCAUCUCACCACACCUCAUGAUUGUCAUCACCUCUGUGUAACCUUCACUGCUGGGAGCUGUCCCACUGAUGGGCGUUCUUACCAAUGAGCCUCAGGAAACCAGAGGAAUAUUUUUUUUCCUGGACAUAAAUGGAAAUGUAUAGGAUAUACCCUAUCAACACUUGCUUGUUUCCAUCAGUCUUUUUUUCUUUUGUCUGGUAUUUUUGUCCUUCUCAGAAGAACUCAGGGAUGGACCAAACCAGAACCCAGUCUUAUUUGACCAUUUCUCUGCUGUAUUUCUAUUUAUUGGAGUUUCAUUUUAAUGUUCGGAGAUGCUCUGAAGAAAAAAAAAAUCAGGAUGUUUGAUGAACAAGAUUGAGUGACUAUCCAGGUGGCCUUUUUUCUUUCAUCGGUCUAUUUGAUUGUCAUGUUCAUUUCUUCACCAGAGAGGAUCAUGGAAGCCGUUGUGCUGCAGUGGCUUAAAGACAUUUCAACUUAUUUUAAAUAAUGAUGUACAGACUUCCUUACCCAGGCUUUCUUUAGAGGAGGAAGAAUUAACUUGUAAAACCAUGGAGACUCCGUAGAGGACCACGUACGCUCAACAACUCCUUUAAUUCCACCAGCUCUGCUCGUUUUCUCACACUACUGAAGCAGUUACACCUCUGGGCACCUGCCUUUACAUUGAACAAGCUACAUUAGAUUUGGGAGGUUUUGAAUACAGGACUUUGUAAAUAUUUUAAAUAUUUAAAACUUUGACUAUGGAGCUUGGACAACCUGAUGCAGACUUGAACUCUGGGACAUACCAGUGCACAGAGUGCGAAAAAUUUGAUGGAUAGCCUUGAUUUUUGGGUGUAAAUACUUGUAACACAAGAAGGUUAGCAAACUCUCCUAUGGAGUCUGCUGAUGGCACUUCAUAUUUUGUAACUCAAAUAAAACAAACUCCAGAAACUUGAA
This is a messenger RNA of Cheilinus undulatus (humphead wrasse), 11910 nucleotides long. RefSeq names its product msx2-interacting protein. Gene Ontology annotation, biological process: regulation of transcription by RNA polymerase II; regulation of alternative mRNA splicing, via spliceosome. The transcript has 14 exons. Bases 1764 to 11018 code for a protein of 3084 amino acids. Gene Ontology annotation, cellular component: nucleus. Gene Ontology annotation, molecular function: mRNA binding. NCBI's taxonomy places the organism in Eukaryota, Metazoa, Chordata, Actinopteri, Labriformes, Labridae. The record is from RefSeq and is a predicted model, not a curated record.